AAUUGACAGCGGUAGAACUUCACCUGUUAUUUUCUUUGACAGUCAACAAUUUUUGUAAGUCAUCCGCAGUGGACAAAAAUUGUUUACCUUUGUAAUAUCCUAUAAGAGUUAGUUAUCCUCAACAGAAGAAAACAUGUCGCGCGGAAGCAGUGCAGGUUUCGAUAGACACAUAACGAUCUUCUCUCCUGAGGGUCGUCUGUAUCAGGUGGAGUACGCAUUUAAGGCUAUCAACCAAGCCGGCCUAACCUCCGUUGCCGUCAAAGGCGAAGACACAUCAGUAUGUGUAACCCAGAGGAAGAUCCCUGACAAGCUUGUCGUUGCCUCCACAAUCACCCAUCUCUUCCAACUCACAGAAAGUGUGGGUUGCGUGAUGACUGGCAUGAUUGCAGACAGUAAGUCUCAAGUACAGAGAGCUCGCUACCAGGCAGCCCAAUUCAAAUACAAGUUUGGAUAUGAAAUGCCCAUGGAAACACUCUGCAGGAAGGUAGCUGAUAUUGCUCAAGUCUACACUCAGAAUGCUGAGAUGAGACCACUUGGUUGCUCUAUGAUCUUGAUUGGUUAUGAUUCUGAAACUGGUCCAACAAUCUUCAAAACUGACCCAGCUGGUUACUACUGUGGAUACAGAGCUGUUAGUGUUGGAGCCAAACAAACUGAGGCCAACAGCUAUUUGGAGAAGAAGCUUAAGAAAAAGCAGGACUUGAAACAUGACGAUGUCAUCCAAUUAGCCAUCAGUUGUCUGUCCAGUGUCCUUUCUGUGGACUUCAAACCAACAGAAAUUGAAAUUGGGGUGGUCACUAAGGAUGAGCCUAAGUUCAGAAAACUUACUGAGAAUGAAAUUGACAGACAUCUUACUGCACUUGCUGAGAAGGAUUAAAAUGUUAAACAUUAAUGUAAUUUAAGAAGAUAAUUUACAAAAUAAACUUUUUUUUAAUAUUA
Molecule: messenger RNA, 936 nt
Organism: Nicrophorus vespilloides
Lineage: Eukaryota; Metazoa; Arthropoda; Insecta; Coleoptera; Silphidae
Product: proteasome subunit alpha type-6-like
Exons: 1
Coding region: 134-874 (246 amino acids)
Biological process (GO): ubiquitin-dependent protein catabolic process
Cellular component (GO): nucleus; cytosol; proteasome core complex, alpha-subunit complex
Source: RefSeq, a predicted model, not a curated record